AAAUAUAUUUAUAUAAAUUUAAUAUAUAUAUAUAGAUACAUGAAAAUAUAUAUUUAUAUCUAUAUAAAAUAUAUGUUAAUGCAUAAGAAAUCUGUAACACACAUUAGAAUUUAUGUAACCAUUUAAACCUAACUACAUCAGGUUUUUCCUAUAUCCGACGCCGGCAACAUCAACACACAUACACACAAAUAUAUAUAUAUCUUAUAUCAGAAUUGACUGUUGAUCCGUUCGUCUUUAAAAUUCUAUUCCCGUGGCCGUUCCCUACCAAACACCGGUAUAUAUAUAUAUAUACAUUGAUAUAUUAUAUUAUAUUAUAUAUAUAUAUUUGAUGAUGACAAUGUCAAGAAAUAAGAUGAUCCUGUUGCUUACUCUGAUCACGUGGUGUUGUAACAACCUGCAAGUGAAAUCCGACUUAUUCAUCAGAUCGUACAACGCCCAUCGCACACAGUUUGAUGCAUUUGUUUACAAUUCACUCGAGGAUGUCAACGAAGAGAAGCCUCAUUUGGUCACCCCAUGUGAAACCGUGGUAAAUCGUUCAGACGAUAAAUCGCGCUACCCGAAAUAUGUAUACCACGGCCGCUGCAAAUCUUUAGGGGGCCAGUGCGGACAGUCGACCAAAAAGGUCCAUAUGUUGGUUCCAGGCAACGCUUCCGCCCUGAAGAGCGAGUAUCGGGAUGAUUUCGUGCCCUACACUAUUGAAGUAGUCACUAUAAAUACGACGUGUGUUCAAAGACGACCUGACAAGUUAUUGCAAACCGAAACAAAAAUACAU
Messenger RNA from Octopus bimaculoides (California two-spot octopus), 772 nucleotides. RefSeq lists its product as uncharacterized. NCBI's taxonomy places the organism in Eukaryota, Metazoa, Mollusca, Cephalopoda, Octopoda, Octopodidae. The record is from RefSeq and is a predicted model, not a curated record.